AUGGCGACUGAGGAAGCUAGCGGCAGCGACCGGAAAGGACAGGAGGUCGAGACCUCCGGCACCUAUUACCAGUUGGAGGAGGUGGCGGAGCGCAGCUCCUCAAAGGAAAUAUGGCUGGUGAUCCACGGGCGAGUCUACGAUAUCACUCACUUCCUCAACGAGCAUCCUGGCGGAGUAGAGGUUCUGCUGGAACAAGCUGGUACAGAUGCAAGUGAAAGCUUCGAAGAUGUAGGCCACUCCUCUGAUGCCAGAGAAAUGCUAAAACAGUACUAUAUUGGCGAUGUCCAUCCGAAUGACCUUAAACCUGGAAGUGGUAGCAAGGACCCUUCGAAAAAUAAUACAUACAAAAGGCCCGCCCCCCGGAGCGACUCCGGCCCGGCCAGCCGCGGCUCAUUUAAACUCACUAGCGACCGUUACCGGGGGAUGGGGGAGGCCGAGCGAUUGCCGAGUACCUCCGAGCGGGACACGGAAAUACCCGAAGGGGGUCGAAAACACCCGAGGCGAGUCGGCGGAAGAGUCGGCCGCCCCAUCCUGGGCCACGCCCAAUCGGCCGCCCCAUCCUGGGCCACGCCCAAUCGGCCGCCCUAUCCUGGGCCACGACCGGUCGGCAUCACAGGCGGGGCGCCGGGGUGA
Molecule: messenger RNA, 633 nt
Organism: Cynocephalus volans (Philippine flying lemur)
Lineage: Eukaryota; Metazoa; Chordata; Mammalia; Dermoptera; Cynocephalidae
Product: cytochrome b5 type B-like
Exons: 3
Coding region: 1-633 (210 amino acids)
Cellular component (GO): mitochondrial outer membrane; intracellular membrane-bounded organelle
Molecular function (GO): heme binding
Source: RefSeq, a predicted model, not a curated record